Messenger RNA from Beta vulgaris subsp. vulgaris (sugar beet), 868 nucleotides. Its product is annotated as ran-binding protein 1 homolog b. Gene Ontology annotation, biological process: intracellular transport. NCBI's taxonomy places the organism in Eukaryota, Viridiplantae, Streptophyta, Magnoliopsida, Caryophyllales, Amaranthaceae. The record is from RefSeq and is a predicted model, not a curated record. Gene Ontology annotation, molecular function: GTPase activator activity. Gene Ontology annotation, cellular component: cytoplasm; nuclear pore. Bases 108 to 614 code for a protein of 168 amino acids. The transcript is spliced from 4 exons.
AAUUUGCACAUCGUCACUUUGCAAGUAUAUCACUAAUUCACUCAUACUUAAGAUUUUGAUGUAUGAUAUAAAUUACGCAGCAAAUAAAUAUAAUAUUUCAUCAAGAAAUGGCCAGCAACAAUGGAGAAGAGAUAGCGCAGGAUAAAGAGGAUGUAACAACUGUGCUCGAAGAUAAAUGUUCUUUCAUAGAUGAUGAAACCCAAGAUUCCAUCCUUCAUCUGAGAUCGAAACUUUGCAUUUGUAUAGAAGGGAAGGAAUGGGAAGAAAAAGAUGUGUGUGUUGAUUUUGUCAAGCAUAAAGAGUCUGGGACAGUUAGGCUACUCAUACGCCACUAUCCUUCUCUUCAAGUGAUUGCCAAACAUCCCAUAAUGCCUACAAUGGAAUUGGAGGAAUAUGCUGGGAAACACAAUUCGUGUAAGUGGAAUGCUACUGAUUUUCAAGAUGGGGAGUUGAAGAAUCAGAUUUUUCGCGUCGAAUUUUUUACAACUGAGGACUGGGAAGCAUUCAUUGAAAAUUUUGAAGACGUGAUUGAAACACAAAGCAAAAAAGAAGGAAACAAAAAUGCAAAUGCUGCUGCUGGGUUUCUUGAGAAAGUAGGCGUUGAUGAGACUUAAUCAAAGGAGGCUUUGCGUAGACAUGCAAGCGCCAACAAUUGAACUUUGAGCAUAAAAGCUUUCAAGAAGAGCGAGUCUAAAACCGUGUCUGUUACCUUGUAUUACUUUGCAUUCCUAGUUAUGUAAGGUUUUCUCUGAUACACUCGAGUUUUUCAAUUUUCACCGUAAACACCUUUUUACCAUGCAAGGUUUGAUAGCUAAUCGAGUGUCUUUAAUUUAUCUUAUCUGAAUUGAACUUAUCUCAUUCGAAUUUA